Molecule: messenger RNA, 653 nt
Organism: Pyricularia grisea
Lineage: Eukaryota; Fungi; Ascomycota; Sordariomycetes; Magnaporthales; Pyriculariaceae
Exons: 2
Coding region: 121-474 (117 amino acids)
Source: RefSeq, a predicted model, not a curated record
UUUCACCUUCCAAUUAUCAUGACAUCUCUCGACAGUCCAAAUAGCCAAUCCUGAACCGGGUUUUCCCACCAAAACAACAAACUAAGCUGUCAGCAACCCCAUCAACCAGCAAAAUCAGCAAUGGCACCCAAAGGCCCCUUUCGCCUCGUGACGGUCAACACAGCCCCCGAGCGCGCCAAGCAGCUCAUCGGCCGCAUGGUCGAGGCCCUCAAGGACCAGUACACGAUCGAUUAUGUGGCCAAUUGCGAAACUAUCACCGAAGUUGAGGAAAAAGUAAAGGCGGCCAAGCCAGAUGUUUUGUUUGCUGCAUCCAUGUGGUCGGCCGACGAGGCGGCACAGAUUGAAAAGAUCGGGAGGUCGAUAAUGCCCGACGUCAAGUUUCACGCCAUCCCGCACGGUCUGCAGGUUGAAAGGGGACCCGACGCCAUCGUCGAGCACUUGCUGGAGACGGUGCCCAAGCUCCUGGAUCAGUAGGUAGCAGGCGGCCAGGAUCUGGGGGCUUGCCUAAGUCUUGCAGCGAGUCAAGUGCUGGGGAGGGGGUUGGUUUUGAUCGGCAGGAUACAGACAGGACAGCACUGUAUCAGAAGAAAUAUAGCUUUGAUUUUUUUUUUUUUUUACCCCGCAGCUGCCCUAAAAUGCGAACGUCAUUAGCG